AUGUCUAGAGCUAGCAGUUCCGACGCCUCGCCAUCCUGCUCGCACGCCCCGGCGGCCCAGCGGUACUUCGUCAAAACCCUGUUCGCGCCGGGCUCGGCGGGCCAGCUGGCGCGGCUGUCGAGCCACGGCCUGCUGGGCUUCUCGGCCGCCGAGGGCGGCGACCUCGAGAAGGACUGGCGCCUCGUCGUGCUCUCAAGGCUGAGCGCCCAGGGCGUCGAACACACGGCGCAGCUGCGGCCCGCCGCCGCCGGCAUGCCCUCGCUCCCCGAGUGGUUCGCCGCGCUCGAGUACGUAGUCGUGCUCGGGCUGGCCGAGCUGCCUAACUCUGUGACGGCGCCUAGCGGCGGUGGCGGCGAUGACGCCUGGGGCUUGGGCUCGCUGCUUUCGCCAAGCAAGAUCGGUCUGAAGCGCGAGACCGCCGAGGCCAUCAAGAAGUUGUCUGAUACGGACGAGGACAGGGACCAACAAGCCGCGUUUGUUGCUUCCAGGGUCGGGGAAAUCCUCAACGUGAACGAGCAAGCCUGCCAGACCAUGCACAUGAUGGUGGUCGCGGGCGUGGAGGUCGACCCGGACCGCUGGGCGUCGCUCCUCGGCCAGCUCUGGGAGAUGACCCGCCUCAUGUCUGAAGCCUUCAGGUCCAGCGAGUACCUGAUGAACGCGCACAGGACGCAAAUGUACGCCCACUACGGCAUUGGGGGCGGCGCCGCCGCCGUCUGGCAGCUGGUGGCGGGGGGCGUCGCAGCCGUCAGCCGGGCCGCCCUCGCCAGCGCGGGCACGGGCUUCCUCGUGUCCAUGUACCAGCUGCGGUGCGGGUUCGUCGAGAAGGAGAGGCACGACUACUACGGGAGGCUGCUACACCUGCUCCGCCACAUGUGGAAGGCCGCCUCGGAGCUCAACACGUUCCUGCCUAGGAUCCGCGUGGCCGGGGACGGGACCCCCGAGUUCAGGCCUGGCGGGCAGCAGCUCUGGGAGCUGUACACCAGUAACGAGGUGGAGACGGCGCCUGCCGCCGUCAAGUAUCUUAAAUUUCGGCUUCAGGAGCUGGAAUUGCUGCGGCUUCGAAUUGAGCCUCUUCCGCCCGGGACUGCGGGUGUGCUCUAAGUGAAGCUAUGUCCGUUGGAAAUUCGUAUGUCUGGGUAGUUUACACAUUCUGUAGCGAAUACACCGUGAUUCUAGGGGGAAAAAAACAUACACACACAUAAAAGAAAAGGCCGUCAUCAUG
Messenger RNA from Gaeumannomyces tritici R3-111a-1, 1222 nucleotides. RefSeq lists its product as hypothetical. The transcript is spliced from 3 exons. Bases 1 to 1101 code for a protein of 366 amino acids. Lineage: Eukaryota; Fungi; Ascomycota; Sordariomycetes; Magnaporthales; Magnaporthaceae. The record is from RefSeq and is a predicted model, not a curated record.